This is a messenger RNA of Neoarius graeffei (lesser salmon catfish), 3667 nucleotides long. Its product is annotated as endoplasmic reticulum metallopeptidase 1. The coding region runs from base 113 to 2746 and encodes 877 amino acids. The transcript is spliced from 15 exons. Gene Ontology annotation, biological process: proteolysis. Gene Ontology annotation, molecular function: metalloexopeptidase activity. NCBI's taxonomy places the organism in Eukaryota, Metazoa, Chordata, Actinopteri, Siluriformes, Ariidae. The record is from RefSeq and is a predicted model, not a curated record.
UUAAUAAAAACAGUGGCAGUGACGUCACAUGAUGCCGGAAGUUUGACCUUCGGCGCGUUGGGUCCGAAGCUUCGCGGGAGCUGGGUUUGCCGGGGUUUAGUUGAACGUCAAAAUGGAAGGUGACACCGCUAUCCGGAGGCUCAGGUCCUCUCAGAAUAACGUGUGUUAUGAGAACAGCGGCUCUGCGAAGCGUGAAGACGCGAAGAAGAAGAAACACGAAGGCUCGUUUGUGCUAAGCGAAGGAGUCGCGUGCGCGCUCGUGCUCGUGUUCAUAUGCGCGCUCUGGGUUUCCGUGCACUGGUCUCUGAAGCAGCUCGUGACAGGAAAAGCCACCGGGGAGUUCAGCGCGUCCCGGGCCCGGAAGUACCUGGAGCGCAUCACCAGUGUGGGGCCUCGACCCGCAGGCAGUGCUGAGAAUGAAAUCAUGACUGUAAGCUUCCUGUUGGAGCAGGUGGAGCGGGUGCGACGCGAGAGCGCCGACGGGCCGAACACCAUCACGGUGGAGACGCACAAACACAGUGGUUCAUUUAGCAUCGACUUCCUGGGCGGAUUCACAAGCUGCUACGAUCAAAUCGUGAACAUCGUAGUGCGGCUCGAACCCAGAGGUGGAGCUCAGCACUUCGUACUGGCUAACUGCCAUUUCGACAGCGUGCUCAGCAGUCCAGGAGCAAGUGACGAUGCAGUAAGCUGUGCUGUGAUGCUGGAGGUGUUGCACUCAAUAUCCAGUCUUUCUAUUCCUCGAAAUCACGGAGUCAUCUUUCUGUUUAACGGAGCUGAGGAGAACAUCCUUCAGGCGAGUCAUGGCUUUAUCACUCAGCACGAGUGGGUGAAGCAGAUCAGGGCAUUUGUGAAUCUGGAAGCUGCUGGAGUUGGAGGAAAGGAGCUGGUGUUCCAAACGGGUCCAGAGAACCCGUGGCUGGUUCAGGCAUAUGUUCAUGCUGUUAAACACCCUUUUGCCUCUGUUGUGGGGCAGGAAGUUUUCCAGAGCGGUAUUAUUCCCUCCGACACCGACUUCCGCAUCUUCAGAGACUUUGGCAACAUUCCUGGUAUUGAUCUGGCCUUUAUUGAGAACGGGUAUAUCUACCACACUAAGUACGACACUGCAGAUCGCAUCCAUACAGACUCCAUUCAGAGAGCAGGUGACAACAUCCUGGCCUUGCUGAAGCAUCUGGUCACUACGGAAACGCUGGCUGACCCAUCAGAAUAUCGCCAUGGCAGCAUGGUGUUUUUCGAUGUCUUGGGUGUAGCAAUGGUGGCGUAUCCAGCAAGAGUUGGUUCCAUCAUCAACUACAUGGUCGCCAUAGCAACCCUUGUCUACCUUGCCAAGAAAUGUCUGCGGCCUAGCAACGUGGGUGGCCGGUACGUGUUGGAACUGGUGUACGGCUCGUGCGUGUUUGUGCUCAGCUGGUUCGUGAUGCUGCUCACGGUUCUGAUUGUGGCGCUGAUGGUCACGCUGCUGGGUCGCUCCAUGUUCUGGUUCACUCACUUUCACACCUCCAUCUGCCUGUACGGAUCUGUUGCAGCUGGAAAGAUGCUUCUGAUCCACACCCUCGCCAAAAACCUCUACUACAGAAAUAUGCGGAGGUUGGAUUUGGGCGACUUGUUCUUCGACGUCAGUCUGCUAUUGUGGUGUUGCGCCCUUGUUUUUCUCACUCAGCGUGGUCUGUGCUCGGCAUAUGUUCCCAUGCUCAUGGUGUUUUUCCCUCUCGCCACCAAGCUGCUACUCUCCAGACACUUUGCACAGAAAGGUGUGUCAAAGUCCUAUGUCCUCUUCUACCUAUUGGGGAUGUCCUUCCCUUACGUCCACCUGCUGUUCCUCAUCUGGAUCGUGUUCGAGAUUUUCACACCCAUUAUGGGACGCAGCGGCACUGAAAUCCCCCCUGACGUCGUGCUUGCGUCACUCAUUGCUGUGGCAACCAUCCUGCUCUCGUCGUUUUUGAUUCACUUCCUGUACCUGGCACGCAGCACGAAGCGUAUAUUAGCUGCUUUAUGGACGAUUUUUGCUGUGACGUUUGUCCUGGUUUCCUGCGGACUUUUCUUUCCGUAUUCAGGUGACCCGGCCAGCCCACGACCCAAACGAGUCAUUAUACAGCACACCACACGCACUUUUCAUGCUUUGGACGGCUCUUUGGAGAAAACGGAUUCCGGUUUUUGGAUCAACAGCUUUGAUUAUACAGGAAUGAGCCACAUCACCCCUCACGUUCCAGAGAUUAACGACACCAUACGCAUGCGCUGCAGUGAUGAGUUACCCUUCUGUGGUUUCCCCUGGUUCCUUCCUGUCAAAUUCCUCAUCAAGAAGAACUGGUAUCUCCCUGCUCCUGCAGUGUCCCCGAAAUCUCCAUUGGAGUUCAAACUGGUAUCCAAACACGUAUCAGAAUGGGGCGCAGUCAAGCUGAGCUUUGAAGCUAAAGGGCCGAGCCACAUGUCCCUGUAUGUCCUGCCCCACACAGGAUCUUCACUCACAGGCUGGUCGUUCGCAGACGGGACGCCGCAGUACGACCUGAACGGAGAAUAUUUUAUAUUUUACUCUCACGGUGUGGAUGCAGGACCGUGGACCUUCUGGAUUGAGGUUCAGCCAUCCGCAGAGCAUUCGGAUGAAGACGGCAUGAUCUCCAUCGCCAUUUCAGCUCACUAUUUAUUCGGAGACGAACAGCACACUCCUGAACUCGAUUUGCUUUUGCGGAAACUUCCAGACUGGGCUUUCGCAGCUUCAUGGGUCAGCACUUAUGACCUGUACCUGUACUGAGAGGUGGGCAUCCAACAUCAGCUGAGCGUCAAACUCCCAACAGUGAAAGUCUGUGUGAAUCCCAUCCACACUGGUUAUUUAUUUCAGACUAAACCACUGUCUCAGGUUCGUGUAUGAAGUCAGUCUGCAUUUGUUCCCCUCCACUUCUGUUUUUCUUGUGUAAGGGUUUCCCACCCUCCCUCCCUCCCUCCUCCCUCCCCCCCCAUAGGCAGUGAUUUUAAAAAUGCAAAGUAAUUAGCCUGUAACUCGAAGCCAUGCUGUAUUGAAAUACACAGCCAGUAUUCCAUCCACUUUAACACCACCAACUAAACAAACAAACAAAAAAUGACAAAGUAACUAUGAGCAAUUUGUGAAACCACUGUGAACGACUGACAAUUUUUCAAUAAGAUUAACAGGCGUGGCAUUGAGGAUGCUUUAGUCUAAACUGACUAGAUUUCCUAUUUCAAGUAGGUCUCAUUUUAGUCUUUAUUUACUACGACUCACUUUCCCUCGCUGACAGGUCAGCAAUCCAGCAAUAAAGUCUGUGAGAAAAAGGUACAAGUUGUUUUUGUUGGUGACAGAUUUACAAAACCCUCCUCGAUACAGCUUAAUGCCGACACGGACACCGCAUUUCACAUGGUGACCUUUUUUUUUUUGGUUUGUUUUUCCCUUCCACUAUAGAAAGGCCUGUGUGAAGAAAAUCUGUAGCCCAAAGAUGCCUUCAACAAGAAUGAAAUUACUGUGAGCAGUAGUCAGUAUUUGGUAUGUUACUUUAUAGAAAUGAGCUGGAAGUCUUACUGAGCAUCUUGAAGCAGUGGGAGAUCGCCACUUAUUUUUGCAGCAAAACCCAGGAGCCUUCAUUGCAUGUCUUGUGUAAUACUGAUGCUUUACUGAAAUGGUUUUGUACUGACUCAAGUUCUAAAAUAAAACUCUAAAGAUGUG